UGUGUGUGUGUGCGCGCAAUAUGAAGUGGUUUUGUUCCAGAGUGAGUCAGUAUGCCAGACUCCUCUGGAGAGACAAUACCACACAGAGAUCAUGGCUCAGGAGCGGACCAGAGACAGAUGGAACUGCAGGAUUUUCACCUACACCGAUUCUGACUGCUACACCAAUUGGGAAGGGGUGGUUUUCAACAGAAUCUCUAUUUCUGUAACGGUUCUGUAACCAAAGACGCUGGGAGACGGGACAGUGUCUGGACAAGAGAAACAAAACAACAUCGAUGCAGACAUGGGAAUGAAACUGAGGAAGUGACAGAUAUAGGGGAGGUAAUCAAUGACCUGAUGGCGUCCAGCAUUCCCAGAGUAUGGUGACGCAGGUCAAGUCCAAUCCUACCUUACUGGCACAUAGGAUGGUCAAUGUCAGACACAGACGACAGGACAGACGCCUAGUUGACCGCACCAUCCCCAAGUCCAGGCUGAUUACCUGGGAGCCCUCGGAGGACUUUGUGAAGACCAGCCACAUGGUCAACACACCUGUACAGACCAUGCACAUCAUGGGGGACCUGGGACCAGCGGGCAAACUUGGCCAAAAGGAGAAGGAAUGCUUGUCUGCAUGAUAAGAGCAGAUGGAAAUGGAGUGGUUACCAUCAAACCAGACUUCAACAAAGGCAAGGAGCCCUUCAGGCCAGUGACCCGCACCCGCUGAAGUCAAAAUGUUUUACCCCUAGCUCAAGUUGAGACGGAGGGGGAGAAGAGGGAGGUGUGGCGUCAGACCAGAGGAGACGGAACAGCAACAGUGCAUAUAUAGACCGUUAUGUACGUCAUAAAGACUACCUCAACAGCUUGGUUGGCCAGGACUGAAAUGGUAUGCAUGUAAGUUUGUGACAGAUCCUUAACAAGUUGUUUCAUCAGCAAAGGUCAUCUCAAAUCCAAUUUUAUUUGUCACAUGCACCGAAUUUAGAUCAUUUUAAUAAAAGUAACAAAUAAUUAGAGAGCAGCAGUAAAAUAACAAUUGCGAGGCUAUAUACAGGGUGUACCGGUACAGAGUCAAUGUGCGGAGGGCACAGUUAGUCGAGGUAAUAGAGGUAAAUUGACUAUGCAGAGAGUAGCAGCAGCUUAAAACAGUGGGGGGGUGCAAAAAGUCUGGGUAGCCAUUUGAUUAGCUGUUCAGGAGUCUUAUGGCUUGGGGGUAGAAGCUUUUAAGUCUUUUGGACCGAGACUUGGCGCUCCGGUACCGCUUGCCAUUUGGUAGCAGAGAGAACAAUCUAUGACUAGGGUGG
Molecule: messenger RNA, 1271 nt
Organism: Oncorhynchus masou masou (cherry salmon)
Lineage: Eukaryota; Metazoa; Chordata; Actinopteri; Salmoniformes; Salmonidae
Product: tectonic-like complex member MKS1
Exons: 6
Coding region: 357-608 (83 amino acids)
Source: RefSeq, a predicted model, not a curated record